AUGGUUUCUCUAUGUCGUUCUCCGUUUAAUUGUUAUAAUGAUAGAAAACGAUAUAAAACUAUGAUUGUCUUCAAUAUCUUUGAACUAAUCUUUUUUAUUAUUCGAUUAAGUUUAGUUAGUAAUGAUUUAUCUCAAAGUAAUUCAAGUACAAGAAAUUUUCUUAUACCCAUUUUAAUAUUUGAUUUAAUUGGAUCAGUUCCAUUAAUAAUAUGUAAUAUUAUUUAUGUUAUUAUGCAUCAUUGUAUUCAACCAUUAAUUCAUCAAACAACUUCAGCUCAAUAUUUAUGGAAUAUUGGUACAAUGACAUGUAUUCGACUUGAUUUUCAUAAAGAUCGUCCUCAAGCUAUUUUACUUAUUCGUAUUUUAUUUAUUGUUUCUUCAUUUAUAUUAAGAUUUAUUUGCUUUGUUAUUGGUGCCUCUUGUUCAGCUCGUUUUCAAUCUCAAUGUACUGCCUAUGCUGUUGUUGCUGGAUUUGCUCUUGUAUCAUCAAUAAUUGUUAUUAUUUUAGAAUUUAUUCAUUUUUUUCGUUUAUGGAAUUAUAAUCCUACUGAUUCAAGAAAUACAAAUGGAAUUUAUAGUAUAACUACUCCACCAAUGAUAACUAAGACACAUCGUCGUCAUCUUCGUUUUAUACAUAGUUCAUUAUUAAAUGAUGAAACUUCUGAUAAUUUUCGUCGAUCAAAAUGUAAACAAGAAAAUAAUUGUAAAUCACAAAGUCUUCAUCAUUUUUUAUUAUAUCAUUCACUUGGAGUUCAACAUGAUAUAGAUGUAGCAAAUCUAAGUGAUGAUGAGAAGAAAUCUUUUAUUGCUUAUUAUGAAACAACUUCAAAAGAAGCUUUUGAAAUUGCUCAAAAUGGUUUUCCUUAUGGAUAUUCUACUGGUCCAGCAAAAGAUUGUUUACAUCUUAGAAAAGAUAUAUUUUUUACACGUUCAUGUCAAUCUCCAACUGCAGAAGCAAUUAUAUGUGUUCGAUUAAAUUUAGGACGAAUAAUAGUACUUCAGACUAGUGAAAAUCUUAAUCUUGAUCCAUAUUUUUCAAGAGCCGAUGGACAAUGUGAUACAAUUUAUAUAUUAAAUAAUCGUCGAUUAUAUCUUCGAAUGCCAGGUCAAAUUGAAAAAUGGAUAGUUACAAUUAAAGCUCAUGUUGCUGUUAAUGAUACACUUGAUAGAAAAAUAUAUCAACCUUGUCUUUAA
Messenger RNA from Adineta steineri, 1194 nucleotides. The record is from the annotation of a GenBank genome assembly. NCBI's taxonomy places the organism in Eukaryota, Metazoa, Rotifera, Eurotatoria, Adinetida, Adinetidae.